AUGGCCUUUUCCUCCUCUCAGCCAGCCGCAGGCUUUGGCAGCACCCAGGCGGGAAACGUUCAACUCGGCCCUGAGCUACAGGAAAUCCAGACUCAGGAAGUUGGCUUCCUCUCCAUCGCUGGAGACUCGAAAGUCAGACUUCUCCCCACGCCAUGGCCAAACGACGCUCUUCCUCCCCCCACUUGCUCUUUGUUGAGCGUAGCAUCUGUAAAAGGCCUGCUCGCGGCUGCUGGGCCUGAAGGUCUUGUAAUAGCAAGCACAGAUGCUGUCAGAAAGGCUUAUACCGCCGAUGCGACUGGAGACAGUAAUAUUAGGCCCUUUCAACCGCAACUACAAAUUUCGCUCCCACAAAAAGUGUCGCAUGUGGCAUUCUCCGCAGACGAGAAUGUACUUGUUGUAGCUGCUGCAGAUGGCAGUGGCUUGAUUGCAUACGAAGUAGCGGCGUUGAUGCAAGGCAACUCACAAUCAGCCCUUACUCUUGCUUUGAAUGGUGCCAGGCUCCGAGCUCUGGCUCCAAACCCCGCGCUUGCAGAAUUGUUUGCCGCUGUAACUACGGAUGGCGAGCUGUUGAUGGCAAAUUUGCAAACUAAUCAGCUGGUUCAAGGCCCCUCGGGCCCUGUUUUAAAAGCCGGUGUGAGCUGUGUUUCAUGGAGUAACCGGGGGAAGCAAUUAGUGGCUGGAUUGGGGAAUGGAACUGCAUCUCAAAUGACUCCUGAAGGGGAACUGAAGGCGGAGAUCCCUCGACCUCCAGAUUUGGAUGGGGAUAAGCAUGUGUCUUCUAUUUCGUGGCUCGAGAAUAAUGUCUUUUUAAUUGUUUAUACCCCAACGUCUUCACCCGAAAGUCAACCGGAAUCAACAUACUACAUUAUAAAUCGCCAACCACCAGAUAAUUAUACAUUCCAAAAGCUUCCGGAGGUCUGCCCACCUUGGGGCCUUGAGCGGAACCCCGCCUACCAAUUUAUCUGCCGUUUGAGAGAUUUUAAGCCCGAUCUCAAAGAUGUAUUGAUUGUCUCUUCGACCGCUUCAACAGAUAUAGGCCUCUUUACGAAAUCUAGCAAACCACUAGCCGAGGAAGGGGGUACACCCGUCACUGAUGCAUUCACUGUUACGACAAUGUCCGAAGAUUCAAGGAGAGCCGAACUUCCCCUAACAGAUGAUUCGGAAAAUACUUCCCCUGUUGGGCUUGCAAUUGACUUGUCGAGUAAAGAUACUGUUUCCUCUCCCAUUCCUGGAGAAGAUAUUCAGGAUUCUGGAACUCCUCUACCCAUGAUUCUCGUUCUCAAUAAUGAUGGGGUAUUGUCGUCCUGGUGGUUUGUGUAUUCCGAGUCGGUUCGACAGCGCGUGCCAUAUCAUGAUCUUGUCGCAGCUGGGGGUGGACAACCGGUACAACAAGCACAACCACAGCAGACCGCUUUAGGCUCGUCGAUGUUAGGCCCUCAAACACCCAAGCCAGCUUUUGGGCAAUCCCCUUUCGGACAGUCCUUGCUCGGACAAUCUGCUUUCGGACUAUCGUCAACGUCUCCAUUUGGGUCUCCCUCGGGGCCAGGGGCCAAUCGACCGCCUCCUUUCGGGACCCCGUCUGCGCUUGGUUCACAAACUUCUUGGGGUACACAGGGAUUUACCCAGUCUCAAUCACCCAGCCAGCCAACUGGUGGUUUUAUCUCACUCACUCCUUCAUUUGGCAGUCCAAGCUUGUUGGGUCAGAGAUCCUCUCCGUUCGGUCAGCCACCUCUCGUGGGUAAAACAACCACUACAUCUCCAUUUGGGUCCGGGUUUGGCGCGUUUAGCGGUACUUCUGGCGAUACAGGUACAGAUACGAGUAAAUUCUCCAGAAAACCAGUUAGUGGUUCCGGUGGAGGGUUCGGCUCAUUUGCAGCUGCUGGUGACAGUUUUGCUACUGUUAAAGCUACUCAGCCUUCCGGAGGGAGCAUUUUCGGAAAACCUCCUGCUGGUGAUAUCCCAUUUGCGAAAGCUGGACAGCCGCUUUUUGGUUCUGUGAACACUCGUUCUGGAUUCAAGCCAGACACGACGACCACCAUGGAUGAAGAUAAGCCAGAGGAAACAAAGGGGGCAUUUUCUUUUGCGGGUUUGAUGAACUUCGAUCAGGCCACUGAGAAAGAGCCCGUUGUCCAGCCUACAACUUCUCCUCCGCUAUCUUUACCUACCAUCGCCUCCCCUCCUCCUCCUCCCCCUCCUCCCGAACCAUCUAUCCCAGAAGCUCAAAAACCUCUAAGAGGUCUACCAACUCCCACAAAUUUGUUUGGUGCGACGCAGCCAUUGAAACCUUCGCCGCUCGCUCCAGCGAAGGAUUCAACAUCGCUCUUUGGAAAACUUCCGGCCUCUAUCGCACCACCUAAGGCCCCUGAACAGUCCUCACUACCGCCUCCUUCAUUACCAGAUGAAAGUAGCCUAUCGGAAUCUACAGUCAAAGUCGAACUACCUAGUGACCAGGAGGAGGCACCAAUGCCAAAAUUGGCUGAGCCCCCCCUCCCCCCAGAUCCAACAAGCAGAGCCACUUACGCCCCUGGAGAUACAUCAGCUUCUUCAUCGAACGUAUCCAAAGUUUCGUAUGAGGAAGCACCAUUGCCACCGGAUUUCAUCUCUUCAAUGAAGGCAGAGACUUUGAAAGAAGUUGCAGUUGCGUUGCCUGCAGAAUCUGAUCAAGAGGAAUCAGCGGAUUUUGAAGAUAGCGGAGAAGAAGUGGCUGGUGAAUUUAGUCCCGUAGAAGAGCCCGCCGAACAGCGCGUUCAAAGUCUUAAGACGUCGCCUGAAAGCUCAUUUGGUGGGCCUAUUCUGGGAAGUCCGGGUAGUUCUGUGUUCACAAAGACUCCGUCAUCGGUCCAGCAGCCAAAGGAAUCAAGGCAACUUUUCGGAGAAAUUACACAACCGAUUUUCCCCGCACCUGGGCUACCAGAUGGCCGCAUACGUUUAGCGCCAAGGUCACCGAGCCCAGUCCGUCGGGCUCUCCUAGGGCAAUCCUUAGCAAGAGAUGGCUUGCGAUCUACUAGCGCACCUAGCGCACCUGGUCGUGCUUUGGCUCAAAGAAAAGUGACUCUCGAGAGUUCUAUGCUAUCGAAACAAAUCACGCCACCAGCAGAUGAUGAAGACCAAACGGAAGAUCUUAGCCGCCAAGCCCAGCGGUUAGCGGCUGAAUCUCAACCACUGAGCGAGGAUGACGAGGAUGAGCAACUCCGGGCUGAUCUAGCGCGACCUCUAUCCCCAGCACCCACGUUGGAUCCCUUCCUUUCACAUCAGGAUUACACAGGAAAAAGUUUGAAGCCUGGAAUACCCGGGCAAAUUGAGCGGUUAUACCGCGAUAUCAACUCGAUGAUUGACACCCUAGGGAUCAAUUCAAGAUCUCUAUCGGCGUUCUUGCUAUAUCAACGCACAGCUAAAGAAUCCAAUUACGAAGACUGGCUAACCAUUCUGCAAAGUGAGCAGCCAAGUCAUAUUUUAGAAGAGCAGCUCCUUUUAUCCGAGGUCGACAAACUGGAGGCAGGUAUCAAGGCAUUAGAUACCUCACUACAGCAACAGCAAUUGCAAAAAGUCGAAGAAUCAUUGGAAACCUGCCAACGGCUCUUCAGCAAAGAUCUCGUGACUCUACGCGGCCAGUGCGCGAGCCUACGACGAACUAUUGACGCUCACGUCGACACUGUGGCCAUCGUUUCAGCGCCCCUCUCAGCCGACCAGGCCAUGUUGCAACAAGAUUUGCGACAAGCUUCCACGGCGGUACAAUCGAAAAUGGCCAAUCUAGAGAGAGAGAUUUCCAUCAUCCGCGCCAAGAUCGCCGAUUCCGCCAAACCAGAUUCCGACGGUACGAGCAUCAACGGCUCCGCCAGACGCAGGUCCAUGGCACGACCUACCGUCGAAGCUGUCACAUCAACCAUCGCGACCAUGACCAACAUGGCCGAGAAGAAAAGCGGUGACAUUGACGUUCUCGAAGCUCAACUUCGGAGGCUUGGCAUUGACGUCUCCGCCGCAAGUGGUCGUGGAGCGGGCCCAGGUUCUGCGAGAUCCAAAAGCCGUGAAGCUUCACCAUUCCUCACGCCGCCGCGGGGACAGCGGGGGCUUUCCAAGCUACCCGUCACGCCCGGCUCGCGGGGUUCCGUGGACGGCGCAGUUGGAGCGAGGAGCGCGUACCAUACCCCUGAGUCUGCUACGAGGGCUCAUGUACAUUUCCGGUCUAGUUUGCUUAGCAGUGCUGGGAAGAAGAGCUCGCUGCAGAAUGUUAGUGGGCCUGGUGAUUUAGUACUUGGGGCAGAGGAAGACACGCAUCGGUGGAUGGCUAAGAAUAAACGCCGACAGGAGAUUGUGGAGCAUGUGCGGACGGCAUUGGUGGAUCGGAGCUGGAAGGCCAAAGUGAGAGGGAUGGAUGAGAUAUGA
Messenger RNA from Blastomyces gilchristii SLH14081, 4383 nucleotides. RefSeq names its product nuclear pore complex subunit Nup159. NCBI's taxonomy places the organism in Eukaryota, Fungi, Ascomycota, Eurotiomycetes, Onygenales, Ajellomycetaceae. Gene Ontology annotation, molecular function: protein binding; structural constituent of nuclear pore. Bases 1 to 4383 code for a protein of 1460 amino acids. The transcript has 4 exons. Gene Ontology annotation, cellular component: nuclear pore. The record is from RefSeq and is a predicted model, not a curated record. Gene Ontology annotation, biological process: RNA export from nucleus; protein import into nucleus.